Meloidogyne enterolobii is the source of this 1141-nucleotide messenger RNA. The record is from the annotation of a GenBank genome assembly. NCBI's taxonomy places the organism in Eukaryota, Metazoa, Nematoda, Chromadorea, Rhabditida, Meloidogynidae.
AUGGGUCCAGAAUUUAACCAUACUACUACUAAUGGUAACUCUACUCAACAACUUAGCGAUCAACGAUACGUAAUUAAAAGGGAUGGGCGUCAUGAAGCAGUGCAUCCAGGCAAAAUUUUUUCUCGCGUUGCAAAGCUAUGUUAUGGACUUGAUAUGUGCUAUAUUAAUCCGGAUUUGAUCACAGAAAAGGCGUCCAGAGGCAUUUAUACUGGAGUAACAACUGUUGAAUUGGAUAAUUUGGCGGCUGAAGUGGCUGCUUCAAAUACUACAGUUCACCCAGAUUAUGCUUUGCUUGCUGCCAGAAUUGCUGUUUCAAAUCUGCACAAAGAAACGAAAAAGGUUUUCUCAGACGUGGUCAGUGAUCUCUACCAUCAUAAACACUCAAAAAACGGGGAACAUUUGCCGUUGGUUAGCGAAGAGCUUUACAAAACUGUUACUGCAAAUAAAGAGAAACUCAAUUCAGUAAUUAUUUAUGAUCGUGAUUUUCACUAUACUUAUUUUGGCUUUAAAACACUUGAACGAUCUUACCUUUUGCGAAUCAAUGGAAAAGUAGUUGAGAGGCCACAGCAUAUGUUGAUGCGUGUUGCUGUUGGGAUACACAAAACUGACAUUGAGGCUGCAAUAAAUACUUACAAUCUCAUGGGCGAGCGUUGGUUUACUCACGCCUCUCCAACUUUAUUCAACGCGGGUACAAAACGUCCACAACUUUCUUCUUGUUUUUUGCUUUCAAUGGUUGGCGAUUCAAUUGAAGGAAUUUUUGAAACAAUAAAUCGUUGUGCUUAUAUCUCAAAAUCGGCUGGAGGAAUUGGACUUUCCAUUCAUUCAAUUCGUGCUUCGGGUUCUUUGAUCUCUGGAACAAAUGGAAAUUCGAAUGGAAUUAUUCCAAUGUUGCAAGUUUUUAAUUCUGUGGCACGUUAUAUUGAUCAGGGAGGGAAUAAGGUUAGUAAAAAAAGAAUAGAGGGGGAUGAUUAGGAGUUGCCGUUUUUGAGUCGGGCCGCCGGUCGAGUCAUUUUUUCGGGCCUCGUUUUUAUCGAAUCGGGCCGUACGAGUCUUUUUCGGGCCAAAUAUCUUAUUGUUAGACCCGACUCAUCUUUCGGUCCGAACCGCACCAUUUUGGCAACCCUAAUGAUGACUAUAGUCG